Messenger RNA from Penicillium argentinense, 729 nucleotides. RefSeq lists its product as uncharacterized. The record is from RefSeq and is a predicted model, not a curated record. NCBI's taxonomy places the organism in Eukaryota, Fungi, Ascomycota, Eurotiomycetes, Eurotiales, Aspergillaceae. The coding region runs from base 1 to 729 and encodes 242 amino acids. The transcript has a single exon.
AUGGACGCCCCGCCUACAUAUCUAAAUAUGCCCGCCCACGUCGAGUCCUCCCAAUCACAAGCUUUACUCGUCGACAUGCAAUGGAAGAAACUGCAAUUCCUCGUCAAAGACGCCAACAAUCCCGAUGCAACCCCCCUCUACAGCGUCCGCCUGCAAACGGUCUUCGCGCCACACCUAAAAUUCAAAGCCAUCGAAGGCACUGAAGAACGCGAAGUCGGCUCGGGAACAAUUCACACCUUCGGCAUCAGCCCCGAUUAUGAGCUGCACGGCCGCCAAAGCACACUCAAGGCGCAGAAGCGCUUUCGAACCCACUACACGCACAUGUCGCACGUCUUCGCCGACACAAAAGAGCCCGUGCAGAUGACAUGGACCAGCAACACGGAUUUCAAGGGCUGGGACUUUAUAUGCGUGGAUGAUAAGCAGAUGCCCGUCGCGAAGUUCUCGGCCAAUCUAUGGGCUGUGAGGAAAUUUGGCAAGAUCGAGCUUCUGGGCCCCAAAGCUUUUGAUCCGGCUGCGAGGGAUGAGAUCGUUGUUCUUGCUGUGACACUGUUCUACUGUAUGUAUAUACGCGUGAACAACCCGUUCAACCUUCUUGGAUCUGCUUUCCUGUCGAAGGAGAAGACCGACCAAGCCCAGCCCCAAGAGGAACUUGCCGGUAGCAGUGAUAUCGGUGAAAAGCAAGACGUCAUUGAGAAGCAGCAUAUCAAGGCAAAACAUGAGAUUUAUUAA